GCUCAUUCUCCAAACUAAACAAUCUCAACCAGAAGAAGAACGAACUUGGUUUAUUCAUCAAAUUUCCCAGUUCUUUCUUCUUCUUCUUCUCAAUCCAUGGAUCAACCAACACUAUCAUUGAUUUCAUUCUUACUAACACUUCAUCUUUCACUCUCAGGGGUAAUUUCAACGACAUUUACUUUUGUUAACAAAUGUGACUACACAGUGUGGCCAGGCAUUCUUUCAAACGCCGGUGUUCCUCCUCUUUCAACCACCGGCUUCGUCCUUCAAACCGGCGAGACAAGCGCCAUCGCCGCACCAACCUCCUGGGGCGGCCGCUUCUGGGGGAGAACCCUCUGCUCCCAGGACGACUCCACCGGAAAAUUCUCCUGCGUCACCGGCGACUGCGGCUCCGGCAAGCUCGAGUGCGCCGGCAACGGGGCCCUACCGCCGGCCACGCUGGCGGAGUUCACGCUUGACGGCGCCGGAGGGCUAGACUUCUUCGACGUCAGCCUCGUCGACGGCUACAACGUGCCGAUGCUGGUGGUUCCCCAGGGCGGAUCCGGCGACAACUGCACCGCGACGGGAUGCAUCGGCGAUCUGAACGGCGCGUGUCCGUCGGAGCUGAGGGUGGACGGGAAGCAGGGCGCCGUGGCGUGUAAGAGCGCGUGUGAGGCGUUUAACACGCCGGAAUAUUGCUGCAGCGGCGCGUAUGGGACACCGGAUACUUGCAAACCUUCUUCUUACUCUGAGGUGUUCAAGAGCGCUUGCCCACGCGCGUAUAGCUACGCGUACGAUGACAAGACCAGCACCUUCACUUGUGCAUCAGCAGAUUAUACCAUCACCUUUUGUCCUUCUCCUACCACCAGUCAGAAAGCGUCACAGGGGCAAGACACGAAACAAGUGCCUGGCUCGCCCAUGGAUAACGACGACAACAGUAACAGUAACACGAUGGUGUAUGAAGGUGCUUCUUAUGAUCAAAAUCAAGUAUCACGUGCCACCGCCACGUCUACCCACGCUGUUGCCGCCACUAUCACCAUAGCUAUUUGGCGGUUGUGCCAGCUAUCUCCACUUACCUAACUAACUAUUCUUUCAUUGGGCCCAUGGGCCUUCCGAUCUAUCUAACCACACCUCCACAUUCAUGGGCCCAAAAGCUUUAUUGCUCACCAACAACAACAAGUAUGGUCAUGCCAUGCCGACUAGGAUGUGACUCGUUUGAAGAGAAAGCUCACUGGUCCUUAGAUUAGUUGAAUCCAAAAAAUAUUAAACCAAUAUAGGUAGGUAGCAUUUAGCAAUAUGUUACUCCCAUUAUUAAAUUAAUUCAUUUUUAUCUGUUAGACCAAUAGGGUAUACUGCUAUAUAUUUAUUGAAUUCUUUGUAUUCUGGGCGAUGGGAUUCAUUUACAAGAAUGUGUUGCAAUUAUAAAAUUUGUGAUACUUUAUUCAUUUUUGUUCAAA
Messenger RNA from Lotus japonicus, 1436 nucleotides. RefSeq names its product pathogenesis-related thaumatin-like protein 3.5. NCBI's taxonomy places the organism in Eukaryota, Viridiplantae, Streptophyta, Magnoliopsida, Fabales, Fabaceae. Gene Ontology annotation, cellular component: extracellular region. Gene Ontology annotation, biological process: defense response. The transcript is spliced from 3 exons. Bases 97 to 1059 code for a protein of 320 amino acids. The record is from RefSeq and is a predicted model, not a curated record.